This is a messenger RNA of Ornithodoros turicata, 1524 nucleotides long. RefSeq names its product transmembrane protein 179-like. The record is from RefSeq and is a predicted model, not a curated record. NCBI's taxonomy places the organism in Eukaryota, Metazoa, Arthropoda, Arachnida, Ixodida, Argasidae. The transcript is spliced from 4 exons. The coding region runs from base 215 to 898 and encodes 227 amino acids.
UGCCUGGUGCUUGGUCUUGGUUGGCUUGGUGACACAUACUUGCGUGUAUAGUGCACUUGCGUGCUACGGGUUGUUUGUGUGCUCUGCAUCCGCAUAUUUCCCAGAUAAUUUGUAAUGCCACGAAAUGACAGUUAAUUAAGGGCCUAGUUUAUCCGUCAGAUGCAAAGGACCACAGAAACCCUGUCGGUUUCAAAGUCUUGCUUCAAAGCUAGUCAUGGGUUUGGGAAACAUACUUGUGCUAACUCAGGCGACUUGCUAUGCGUGCACCCUCAUCCUGUCCCUCUGUACGAUUGUGUCAACGUCAAUCCACGUUUACAAUUUCAAUGGUCACUGUCUGCUGUACACAACUGGAACUUUUGACAGCGACGACGGACAUUUCAUCGCAAAAUGGGCUUCUGCCUUCUAUUGCAUGUUUACCCUCGUAAUUGGUGGAGUAAUGUUAAUGGUCUCGUUCGUUCAGUUGGUACGCAUGGCCAUAUUCCUAUAUAAGGAUUCGGACAGUUCCUUCCUGUCAGCAUUCAUUGACUGUGUCGUCAGCAUUGCUGUGAUGCUCCUGGUAUUGACAAUGUCCAUACUUGUCUCGGAUGGCUUUCGGACCUGGUGCCACGCCAUCACGCAGCGUUUCCCUGCCUGCGAAGAUGCCUCUGUUACUCAAAUCAGCAAGCCAGACAAUGUGGACACUGUGGGAUUCUAUAUGCACAUUGGAACAGCUCAGUUUGGUGCUUGGAGCUCGUGGGUCUGCUGGGUGCUCCAGGCCGUCCUCUGCACUAGAAAACUCUGUGUCUAUCACGAACGGGAAAACAUCAUCAUCAGCAUGGCUCGCGAACGUCGCCUGUUGAGUUCAUCCAUGGAUCAGUUGCACCAGCCAGAAGAAGACGUUGCACCCAUGCUUGGGUAGAGGGCCCACCUUUCUUGCACUCAUUCUGGGAUCCAUGUGCCAUUUAGUCGGAAAGUCAGUUCAAGCCAAGUCUUAGGAGAAGCCCACUGCACCAGUAACAGAUCGCGGGGCAACCCGAAAGCACGAGGAAGAUAUUACACCCGAGAGAUACCCAGCAGCAUCGCUAGGCGGAGCCGAGACAAGACGUAAACGUGGGCAGUUGCUCGGUGAAGUCAAGACACGUGGAAAAGAUAACGUUGCUAAAACUCUCAGUAGUCGGAAGUUAACUGACGCAGGAAUUAGUCGACGAAACUGCAACUGUGAUACCGUAGUAGCUUGAACCAGGGUGAAGUUCUAGAGCUAACGUGAAAGAGGAAUUAGUAGGUCGUGCUAAUUUCAUUCUUACCUAGUACCUUUGCUGGGAUUGUUUGCAUUCCCCAGCCGCUGCCUAAUAAAUCAGGCCUUGGAGAGCUGGUUUCUCCUAAUUUCUCUAUAUUUAUCCUGUUUUAAAGAACUUUUGAAAUGUGUACUCUAUUUCUAUGUAGUGCUGAGUGUAUGCAACUGCAUGUCUGACACACACUUAUUUGUGUUUAUUACUAAUUGUGUACAUAAUAACCGUUCGAGGAAAAUAAACUAUCACAACUGAA